Penicillium olsonii is the source of this 750-nucleotide messenger RNA. The record is from the annotation of a GenBank genome assembly. NCBI's taxonomy places the organism in Eukaryota, Fungi, Ascomycota, Eurotiomycetes, Eurotiales, Aspergillaceae.
AUGAAGUCCUUCGCUCCUCUCUCGCUCCUUUCUCUGGUGCUGGCCGCCACCGGCAGUGCCGCUUCCCUUCCCACCAAGACUCUCUCCCGCCGUGCCGACUUCUGCGACCAGUGGGGUUCCGUCACCACCGGCAGCUACAUUGUCUACAACAACCUCUGGGGCCAGAGCUACGACACCAACGGCAAGCAGUGCACCGGCGUCGACUCCCUCAACGGUAACGACAUCGCCUGGCACACCUCCUGGUCGUGGUCCGGUACCGCGACCCAGGUCAAGAGCUACGCCAACGUUGCUCUGAACUUCACCGCCCGCAAGCUGAGCGCCGUCAAGAGCAUCAAGUCCAACUUCAAGUACAGCAACUCCGACAACAACGUCGUCGCUGAUGUCGCCUACGACCUCUUCACCAGCUCCACCGCCGAUGGUGACGAGGAGUACGAGAUCAUGAUCUGGCUCGCUGCCCUGGGCGGUGCCGGUCCCAUCUCCUCCACUGGCUCUGCCAUCGCCAGCACCACCAUCAACGGUGUCAACUGGAAGCUGUACUCCGGCCCCAACGGCCAGAUGACCGUCUACAGCUUCGUUGCUGAGUCCACCGUCACUGACUUCUCCGGUGAUCUGCUUGAGUUCUUCACCUACCUCCAGAAGAACCAGGGCCUGAGCUCCGACCAGUACCUGACCCACGUCCAGGCCGGUACUGAGCCUUUCACCGGAUCCUCCGACCUGAAGGUUUCUUCCUACUCCGCCGUUGUCGCAUAA